CUCUCUUGUCAAUUGCAGCCCCUGAAUCCAUCCAUCGUUCCUUCGAUCUGGCCUCUUGUUUGUUUGGAUUCCUGGGAAAAGAAGAAGCGAUCUAUUUCGUUCAGUUUCCGAAAACAAAAAAUUUCAGUCGACAUUUGGUUCAUUUGGGGCCUCGGUGUUCCAGAGGAUCAAGUGGAGUUCAACGAUGUGUAUGGUUUAGAUGACGAGCUCUUGUUGAUGGUCCCGAAGCCUGUGCUUGCAGUGCUGUUUCUUUUCCCAUCUUCCACUCAGGAUGAGGCUGGGAAGGUAGAAGAUCAAGAACAAGCCUCUGAGAAGCUAAGUAAGGAACUAAAUGCAAAUGUAUAUUUUCUGAAACAAACUGUGGAUAAUGCUUGUGGAACUAUCGCCGUUCUUCAUGCCAUAGGAAAUGUAAAUUCACGAAUCAAGCUAGCCGAGAACUCUUUUUUGGAUAGAUUUUUUAAAUCGACAGCCAGAUUGGAUCCAUUUGAGAGUGCUGCUUUUUUGGAAAAGGACCGAGAAAUGGAGGAUGCACAUUCUCUUGCUGCUACUGCUGGGGACACACAGGCUUCUUCGGUUGUAAAUGAGCAUUAUGUUUGCUUCACUUGUGUCGAUGGAGAACUUUACGAACUUGAUGGAAGGAAGUCGAAACCUCUAAGUCACGGUCCUACAUCCCCUCACACUUUAUUGCAGGAUGCUGCUAAAGUCAUAAAAGGUAUGAUCGAGAAGAAUCCUGACUCGAUGAACUUCAACGUCAUGGCAAUGUCACAGAAACAAAAUGGCAUUGCCGAGUGAAGAUUGUGGGAUGGUUUUCUACCUCCAGAGCCAGAGGAUAAGAUUCAAGAUGAGUUUUAGUACAGAUUUUGUGGUUCGUGGUUCCGGCAAAUAAGCUUUCUCAGUGCAAUCUUAUGUGAUGACUGCCAACAUCGACCGACAAAUCGGUUUUAUUUCAAUUUUCUGAGCCAGGUAAUGAGUAGUAGAUGGAUCCACUUAUGCGCUAA
This is a messenger RNA of Zingiber officinale, 998 nucleotides long. RefSeq names its product ubiquitin carboxyl-terminal hydrolase 3-like. The record is from RefSeq and is a predicted model, not a curated record. Gene Ontology annotation, molecular function: cysteine-type deubiquitinase activity. Lineage: Eukaryota; Viridiplantae; Streptophyta; Magnoliopsida; Zingiberales; Zingiberaceae. The coding region runs from base 217 to 792 and encodes 191 amino acids. Gene Ontology annotation, biological process: protein deubiquitination; ubiquitin-dependent protein catabolic process. The transcript is spliced from 9 exons. Gene Ontology annotation, cellular component: cytoplasm.